AUAAUAUUGAUAAUUUUAUAGAUAAUAAGAGACAUGAAACAAAUGGAGAAUGGAGUAGGACGGUCCAAACAGUUCGGCUUUGUAGCUUUCAAUAAACAUGAAGAUGCUCUAGCUGCUUUACGGAAUAUAAACAACAACCCCGAGAUAUUUGGAGCCGAGCACAGACCUAUUGUAGAUUUCUCAAUUGAGAAUAGGAAAGCAGUCCAGGCCCGGCAGAAGAGAGAAGAGAAGAGUAAACAAAAUAAUCCAAACUUCAAGGGACGGAAGAAUGAAAAUCCAGAGCGUCCAGCACACAAACACAAAAAGUUGGACGGCGAGAAACCGGUUAAAACCGGGUUCACUGGAACCAUUUCCGAUCCCAAGGUGAAAACGCUUCCUAAACAUUCGGGUCCGAAAAUCCGCCACGACGCCCCGAAAAUUACACGAAAAGAUCUACGGAAAAAGGAGCAGGAUCGGAAAAAUCCGAAAAAGCGGCAGCGUCUUGAACCUCUUCGCUCAGAUCCAGAGCAGCCGAAACAGAAGAAAUCGAAAACAAAUCCAGAAAGAGCAUCGAAGGCGGAUAAGAAGGAUGAGAAGGAGAACAAAGCAUUUGAUAAGCUUGUGAAUCAGUACAAAAACAAAUUUGCAGAUAAUCAACAAGUUAUUAAAAAAUGGUUUGAAACGUGAUUUUUUUAUUUCAGAAA
Molecule: messenger RNA, 683 nt
Organism: Eurytemora carolleeae
Lineage: Eukaryota; Metazoa; Arthropoda; Copepoda; Calanoida; Temoridae
Product: RNA-binding protein 28
Exons: 2
Coding region: 34-666 (210 amino acids)
Molecular function (GO): RNA binding
Source: RefSeq, a predicted model, not a curated record